UCAAUUUGAUAACAACAACUUCAGGGGGACUGAGAUUCCAGCUUCUUAUGGAAACUUUUCCCAAUUAGCAAAAAUAAGUCUUAGGAAUUGUAGCUUGCAGGGAGAAAUUCCUGAUUUUAGCAGGAUACCUAACCUUCUUUAUCUAGAUCUAAGCUGGAAUCAACUGAGUGGAUCCAUACCUUCACAUAGACUCUCUCACAAUAUGACUACAAUCGAUCUGUCAGAUAACCAGCUUAAUGGAUCUAUUCCUGAGAAUUUCUCUGAUCUUCCUUCACUUCAGAAAUUGUCACUCGAGAAUAAUUUCUUGACUGGUUCUGUCCCUGCUAUAUGGUGGAACAUAUCUUUUAGUACAAGAGCAAGACUUAAACUGUAAAUUCCUUUACCAAAAAAGUA
This is a messenger RNA of Prunus avium (sweet cherry), 393 nucleotides long. Lineage: Eukaryota; Viridiplantae; Streptophyta; Magnoliopsida; Rosales; Rosaceae. The record is from RefSeq and is a predicted model, not a curated record.